AUGUCCUACGCAUACCUCUUCAAGUAUAUCAUUAUUGGCGACACAGGGGUGGGUAAAUCUUGCUUGCUGCUUCAGUUCACAGACAAGCGUUUCCAGCCUGUGCAUGACCUCACCAUUGGGGUGGAAUUUGGGGCACGUAUGAUCACCAUUGAGGACAAACAAAUCAAGCUUCAAAUAUGGGAUACAGCAGGGCAAGAGGCUUUUCGAUCCAUCACUCGAUCUUACUAUCGGGGUGCAGCUGGUGCGCUCUUGGUAUAUGACAUUACACGACGUGAUACAUUCAACCAUUUGACCCAGUGGCUGGAUGAUGCUCGACAGCACUCCAACUCCAACAUGGUCAUCAUGCUCAUCGGAAACAAGAGCGACCUGGAGAGUCGGCGUGAUGUGAAGAAGGAAGAGGGAGAGGCAUUUGCCCGGGAGCAUGGCUUGAUUUUCAUGGAGACCUCUGCGAAGACGGCUGCCAAUGUGGAAGAGGCUUUCAUCAGCACAGCCAAGGAAAUCUACAUGAAGCUGCAGGAGGGAGUGUUUGACCCCAACAAUGAAGCAAAUGGCAUAAAAUUGGGACCUCAGCACACUCAAGGUGGCACCAACAUGACAGGUUCAGGAGCAACCACCCCAUACAGCAGCUCAGGAUGCUGCUAA
Darwinula stevensoni is the source of this 642-nucleotide messenger RNA. Lineage: Eukaryota; Metazoa; Arthropoda; Ostracoda; Podocopida; Darwinulidae. The record is from the annotation of a GenBank genome assembly.